Messenger RNA from Alosa alosa (allis shad), 2325 nucleotides. RefSeq names its product calcium/calmodulin-dependent protein kinase (CaM kinase) II delta 1 (gene camk2d1). Gene Ontology annotation, cellular component: cytoplasm; neuron projection. The coding region runs from base 375 to 1967 and encodes 530 amino acids. Gene Ontology annotation, molecular function: calcium/calmodulin-dependent protein kinase activity; ATP binding; calmodulin binding. Lineage: Eukaryota; Metazoa; Chordata; Actinopteri; Clupeiformes; Clupeidae. The record is from RefSeq and is a predicted model, not a curated record. The transcript is spliced from 22 exons. Gene Ontology annotation, biological process: protein phosphorylation.
GCAUAGCAGCCUAGUAGUAAUCUCGGGGAUGUUACACAAUAUUGACAGCCAGGGGGAAGCGUCGUACAAUGCGUACAGUAGACUACAACCAGGAAGCGAGCGUCAGAAAAAGUAUCUCAACCCGUGCCGUGCCGAAGCGUCAGUAGAGGUACAGGGCGGCUCGUUUCAACUUCUUCCUUCAACCAUCACAAAGUGUGUCAAACCUCUGCUCGAGUCGGAGACAGGUGCUGGAAGCAAACAGUGGCCAUUUAUCUAGUCUAUAGGGUUGCGUGCGGUCACUUUAAUCGGGGUUUAAAGACUAUAGAAUAGCUUACACGCACGGAGAAAGAACAAGACUUGUGGAAGAUUCACUUUUCGCCUCCGUCUCUCACAUCAUGGCUACAACAACCUGUACCAGGUUUACUGAUGAAUAUCAGCUGUACGAGGAGUUGGGAAAAGGUGCCUUCUCUGUGGUCAGAAGAUGCAUGAAGAUCUCCACCGGUCAGGAGUACGCUGCCAAAAUCAUCAACACCAAGAAGCUCUCUGCUAGAGACCACCAGAAGCUGGAGAGGGAGGCUCGCAUCUGUCGCCUGCUGAAGCAUCCCAACAUCGUGCGGCUUCAUGACAGCAUAUCUGAAGAAGGAUUCCACUACCUUGUCUUCGAUUUAGUCACUGGAGGGGAACUGUUUGAGGACAUUGUGGCCAGAGAGUACUAUAGCGAAGCAGAUGCCAGUCAUUGCAUUCAGCAGAUCCUAGAGGCCGUGCUCCACUGCCACCAGAUGGGCGUGGUCCAUCGCGACCUGAAGCCAGAGAAUCUACUCCUGGCCAGCAAACUGAAGGGUGCCGCGGUGAAGCUGGCGGAUUUCGGCCUUGCCAUCGAGGUGCAGGGGGAUCAGCAGGCAUGGUUUGGUUUUGCUGGGACUCCCGGGUACCUGUCACCUGAGGUUCUGAGGAAAGACCCCUACGGGAAGCCAGUGGACAUGUGGGCCUGUGGUGUUAUCCUCUAUAUCCUGCUGGUGGGCUAUCCUCCUUUCUGGGACGAGGACCAACACAGACUCUACCAGCAGAUCAAGGCUGGGGCCUACGACUUCCCCUCUCCAGAGUGGGACACGGUCACUCCUGAAGCCAAGGACCUGAUCAACAAGAUGCUCACCAUCAACCCUGCCAAACGCAUCACCGCCGCCGAGGCGCUCAAGCACCCCUGGAUCUGCCAACGCUCCACUGUGGCCUCCAUGAUGCACAGGCAGGAGACUGUGGAGUGCCUGAAGAAGUUCAAUGCCAGGAGGAAGCUCAAGGGUGCCAUCCUCACCACCAUGCUGGCUACACGGAACUUCUCUAGCAAGACCCCCUUCAACAAGAAGCCUGAUGGAGUGAAGAUCAACAACAACAAAGCCAACGUAGUGACCAGCCCCAAGGAGCCGGUCCCUGCUCCUGUGCUGGAUAAACCAAGCGAUCCCGGAGCUCCUAGCGAGCCUCAAACUACUGUUAUCCACAAUCCCACUGAUGGACAGAAGGAGUCCAGCGAGAGUGCUAACACCACCAUCGAGGACGACGAUGUGAAAGCUUACAUGUUAACCAUGAAAGCACGCAAGCAGGAGAUCAUCAAAGUAACUGAGCAGCUGAUUGAGGCAAUCAAUAAUGGAGACUUUGAGGCCUACACGAAGAUCUGUGACCCUGGCUUGACCUCUUUUGAACCUGAGGCCUUGGGGAACCUGGUCGAAGGCACCGACUUCCACCGAUUCUACUUUGAGAAUGCUUUGUCUAAGGGCCAUAAGCCCAUUCACACCAUCCUGCUGAACCCCCACGUGCACCUGAUUGGUGAGGAUGCGGCAUGCGUGGCCUACAUCCGCCUCACCCAGUACAUGGACGCUAACGGCAUGCCCCGCACCAUGCAGUCUGAGGAGACGCGCGUCUGGCACCGCCGGGACAGCAAGUGGCAGAACAUCCACUUCCAUCGCUCUGGCUCACCCACCGUGCCCUCCAACUAGUAUGGCCUCCGAACUGCCAGGGAAACACUUCCUGCCAGCUGAGCAUUCAUCCUGCCUACCCAGUCUCGAUCACACCCUGUCCCCGCCCACUUCAAUUGCUCUACCCAAUGGGAGUCUUGUUUACAUAUCAUCACUGCUAGACUUGGGGAUCUAGAGUGGUGGGCCGGCCAACUCAUGAUAUCAUUAUUGUGUGUCUUUUUUUUUUUGUAUAAGUUGGGAUGGUGCACAUCAUUUUUGGGCUGAUGCUUUUACGUCAUUCCCAUAACAGUGCAGUAAUCACAGACGAGCAUGUAAUUAAAGUAACCCAUGGAACUUCCCAUUCCUUCUUCUUAUUAAAGUGUUGUGAUUAUUGUCAAAA